This is a messenger RNA of Enterospora canceri, 489 nucleotides long. The record is from the annotation of a GenBank genome assembly. Lineage: Eukaryota; Fungi; Microsporidia; Enterocytozoonidae.
AUGAAGAGAAACAACGCAUUGCCAAACAACCACUUUGGUAAAACAGCCAAGCGAAUCAGGACGUGGUUUGAUCAGGCGGCGAAGAAGACCAGCAGGCGAUCAAAGAGGGAGGAGAAGGCAAGGACGACGUAUCCGGAGCCAACGAAGAAGCUCAGGCCGGCCGUACGAUGCAACACAAUCCGCCACAACAGGAAGGAGAGACUGGGAAAUGGAUUCACGCCAGAAGAGUGCCAUACGGCUGGAAUUGACUACAAGUACGCCAGAACCAUUGGAAUAGCAGUGGAUAAGAGAAGGAAAAACACGAAUCGGGAUACGUUCUACCAGAAUGUACAGAGACUCACUGAGUAUCAGAAGGGUAUAAAGAUCUGGAGCAGUAGGAGACAGGCUAAAGAGGCAGGAGUGAAGCAGCACAAGGGUGUUGUGAUGCCACUGGUCAAGAAGGAGAAGACUGUGGAUGUGAUUACGCCUGCAGAAGUAGGAAGUAUUUAA